AGUUAUUAUUAUCUUCAUUCUUCACUCAGAGUCACUCACUCUUUCUCUCUAUAGUUCCCUUAUUUCUCUCAACAAAUUGACAAACUGUGGAUCCCAAAAUGCUCUCAACAGUUGCAUUGAUCUGCAUUGUUUUCAUCGGCGUCGUCGGUGGCCAAUCUCCGGCCACAGCGCCGAUCCAUUCUCCUUCUACAUCUCCUCCUCAUCAUAAGCCUAAAUCCACAUCUCCCGCCAUUUCUCCACCUGCUCCAACCCCCGAGUCCACUCCCACUUCGGAUGCACCGGUAGAACCGCCCGUUGAGGCACCUAAAUCCUCAGCUAAUGUGCCGGUUACGUCUCCUCCUUCUCCUACACCUGAGGCUUCUUCUACUCCUCAGAUCUCUCCUCCGGCUCCUUCACCGGAAGCUGAUACUCCUUCGGCUCCUGUGGAUGCACCGUCAUCCGAAGACGUCUCGGCUCCAGCUCCGAGCAAACAAAAGAAGAAGACGAAGAAACAUAUGACCGCACCGGCUCCUGGACCAGCUUCGGAGCUUCUAAGCCCGCCUGCACCACCAGGUGAAGCUCCUGGUCCUGGACCAAGCGAUGCUUUCUCUACCGCCGCCGACGAUCAGAGCGGAGCACAAAGAACAAGUGUAAGGCAAAUUCUGAUGGUGGCAGGAGUCACAUUACCCCUACUUGCUCUAGUCUUCUAAUAAUUUUUUGUCUCAUUUGUCUCAUUUUACAGCUCAAAUUUUGUAUUCAGCAUUUGAUAUAUAAAAGAAUAAUUUUGAUACAUGCUAUCUAUCUUCUGCAAAUUUGCUAAUUAGCCCAUCAAUGGUAAAAUAUUCUCACUCAGUCACAUCCAUAGCUACAAUGUUUUCUUCAAAGACAUGUAAAAUCAGAAAAAGAAAAAUUAGGAAAAAAAACUAUUCCAAAUCAAAGCUUAUUCUGAGAAUCAAUCGAAAAUUAAAGAAUACAGAGAACCAAC
Molecule: messenger RNA, 964 nt
Organism: Camelina sativa (false flax)
Lineage: Eukaryota; Viridiplantae; Streptophyta; Magnoliopsida; Brassicales; Brassicaceae
Product: lysine-rich arabinogalactan protein 17
Cellular component (GO): plasma membrane
Source: RefSeq, a predicted model, not a curated record